This is a messenger RNA of Saccoglossus kowalevskii, 1203 nucleotides long. Its product is annotated as neuraminidase 1-like. Lineage: Eukaryota; Metazoa; Hemichordata; Enteropneusta; Harrimaniidae. The record is from RefSeq and is a predicted model, not a curated record. Gene Ontology annotation, biological process: oligosaccharide catabolic process; ganglioside catabolic process. Gene Ontology annotation, molecular function: exo-alpha-sialidase activity. Gene Ontology annotation, cellular component: intracellular membrane-bounded organelle; cytoplasm; membrane.
UUGCGAUUGAUUUGAAUCUUUUCUCGUACUCGUACUUGUCGUCUUCAGAAUGUCAGUACAUGUAGUCAGUAGUUCUUCUGUUUUCUUCUGGCUUUGCUUGAUUUUUGUAGCAUACGCGAGUCUGUCUCCUCUUAUUGUAGAUGAUCAAGUUUUAUGGACCUCUGGAGAUGAAGGCGAUAUUUCUUUCUACAGAACCCCUAUGCUGAUCAAUACACCUAAUGGGGACUUACUAGCAUUUGCAGGAGCAAGAAAAUAUUCUGAAGGUGACACUGCGCAAAAAAUAGCCACCAUGCGACGAUCACGCGACAAAGGGGCGUCAUGGGACCCGACAGUUUUUGUCAUACAGGAUCUUGGGCCAGAAACUGAUUAUUUUAACUUUGGUACUAUCACGGUUGACGAUGCAGUUAAUAGUUUGGUGUUUCUGUAUUGCCAUUGUCCACACAAUGUUUGUAAAGACAGCUUGCCAACCGUGUUUAUGAUGCGAAGCUAUGAUUGGGGUUAUACUUGGAGUAAACCAGUGAACUUGUCAAUAUCAAAUCCGAUAUUUUAUAACUUCGCCUACUGCCCCGGACCUGGCUAUGGUAUACAGAAAAAAAUCGGACCAUACAAAGGAAGGCUGAUUUCAUGUGGUCAUACGAUCAAGACAUUUAAGGCAAUGCACUGCAUUAUUAGUGACGAUCAUGGUGAUACAUGGAAAUUAGCUGGAACUGUUCCUACAAUACCAUAUGGUUAUGGGCUAAAAACUGGUGAUUUUCAGAUGGAUGAAACCACAAUUAUUGAACUUCCUGAUGGAUCAUUGAUGUUGAAUUCCAGAAAUGAGCAUCACUACCACUGCAGAUGUCGGAUUAUUGCAACAAGUGAAGAUGGUGCUGAUACUUUUCCAUUUCAAAAUAUACGCUUGGAUGAAACACUUGUAGACCCAGCAUGUGAUGGAAGUCUUAUCUCUCACAAUAAUGUGUUAUUCUUCUCGAAUCCAGCAAACCCUUCAGCUCGAGUCAACAUGACUUUGAGAUGGAGUUUGGACUUUGGAAAAAGCUGGGAUGGUGCUCUAGUGAUCAAUGCGGGAAGUAGUGAAUAUUCCUGUUUGUCUUCUAUUGAUGACAAUCAUGUUGGACUUCUCUAUGAAAAGGGCGGUUAUAAAGAAAUGUCAUUUGCUAAAAUCAGAAUAAACUAAAUGUACAUGCAACUGCAUUAUUCACAUGA